CAUGUACAUGUAUAUCACACAGUCUUUUUACAACAGUCAGUAGUAACAUAUGUGUUAAAAGGUGACUUCAACAACAACAGUAUGGCGGAGCACCCGAACAUACUUCUAAAGAAAACCUUUGUAGCCAUAGCCGGGGCCAGCAGAGGACUGGGGAGAUCUAUAGCACUGCAAUUGAGUGCCAAGCUUCCCUCUAACUCCGUCAUAGUUCUCAUGGCCAGGAAUAGUCGAGCUUUGGGGAGUGUCAAAUUUGAAGUGAUGUCUGUUGCGCCAAAUAUCAAAGUUUUGGUGCGGUAUUAUGACCAGGGAAACUUAGAAAACACGGAUUAUUUCAAAGACAUAUUUAAUGAACUGUUAUUGGAAAAUGAGAUAUCGGAAGAUGACUUUGAGCAAUACAUGAUCGUUCACAACUGUGCUACUAUCGGUGAUGUAACAAAGAGAUCAUUGGAACUUUCCGACUCUACGUCAGUUCGGAAGUACUUCGACAUUAACCUCACCGGGAUGAUCCUCCUGAACACGAGCUUCUUUCAGACUUUCAUGGAUUCUACAAAGUCUCGUGUCGUCGUCAAUAUGACGUCGGCAGCUACCUCAAUUCCCAUUGCAUCAUUGCAUCUUUACUGUGCAGGUAAGGCUGCCCGUGAUAUGUACAUCCGUGUAUUGGCCGUAGAGGAACCGUCUAUGAGGAUACUGACGUUCGCACCGGGCUCCGCCGACACCGAAAUGGCAAAAGAAGUUGAAAGAUUUUCUAUGAAUAAGUAUUUUGUUGGAAAAAUAAAAGAAUUAAGAGCAAAUGGAAAGACGAAACAUCCAGAUACCCCAAUCUUUAAGCUUGUCCAGAUACUGGAGGAAAACACGUUUGAAAAUGCUGUUUACGUAGAAAGUGACAAAAUACUUUAGAAGUCUGCAGAAUGUGAAAAAUCGCAUGAGAAUAGCCAAUUCAAAAAUGUUAACUCCACUGCAUCAUUUUUUUUUCACACUUGUUUGAUGUCAAAAGAUAGAGGAAAUAAA
Messenger RNA from Mizuhopecten yessoensis (Yesso scallop), 1005 nucleotides. Its product is annotated as sepiapterin reductase-like. The record is from RefSeq and is a predicted model, not a curated record. Bases 82 to 894 code for a protein of 270 amino acids. Lineage: Eukaryota; Metazoa; Mollusca; Bivalvia; Pectinida; Pectinidae. The transcript has 3 exons. Gene Ontology annotation, biological process: tetrahydrobiopterin biosynthetic process. Gene Ontology annotation, molecular function: sepiapterin reductase (NADP+) activity.